Metopolophium dirhodum (rose-grain aphid) is the source of this 1252-nucleotide messenger RNA. RefSeq names its product polymerase delta-interacting protein 2-like. NCBI's taxonomy places the organism in Eukaryota, Metazoa, Arthropoda, Insecta, Hemiptera, Aphididae. Gene Ontology annotation, molecular function: DNA binding. The record is from RefSeq and is a predicted model, not a curated record. Gene Ontology annotation, biological process: error-free translesion synthesis. Gene Ontology annotation, cellular component: nucleus; mitochondrial nucleoid.
AUGUGUAUACAACUGCAUAAUAUCCAUUAUCCGCUAAAAAUUGUAUAUUAGGUAUAAUAUUUUAUUUUGUAAAUUAAUAAAUUUAGUAACAUUAGUAACUACUAAUUAGUAAUUACCCAAGUGUUUUAGUUUAUAUUAAAAAAAAAAAAAAAAUGUUUAAACAUUUUGGAAGAAGCAAUAUAUUGUGUUUAUGUAAACGUUAUUAUGUUAGAUUAGUAGAAGUGGGUCAGUUAAAUACACCAAAGCCUAUUGAAAAAUAUGAAACUGGUCAGUUGUUUUUUCACCAGAUAUUUGGAUAUAGAGGGGUGAUAUUGUUUCCGUGGUUAGCCAGAGUAUACGACCGUGAUGUUGUCAUCAAAGCAGAAAAUGCGGCAGGAAAAGAUGUUAAAGGAAAGACACACACAUAUUAUCAAACUUUGAUAGAUGAAAGAGAUUGUCCAUUUAUUAGGGCACAAACAGAAGCCGUUACUUUUCUCGGAAAUCAGGAUACCAGUCGUAGCUUGUAUGCGAUACCUGGUCUAGAUUAUGUAGCUCAAGAAGAUAUACUUCCAUACACAGCAACUGAAAAACAACCGUUACAACAUGAACUUUUUGAUAAAUUCCUCAUGUAUAAUCCUAAUAAAGAUCCACCAUUUGGGGCACAGGAGACAUUGAGAUCGUGGCAAAAAAAAAAUCAUCCUUGGCUGGAGUUGUCAGAUGUUCAUAAAGAAACUACAGAAAAUGUUAGGAUCACAGUAAUACCAUUCUACAUGGGUUAUAGAGAAUCACAAACCAAUUCUGUGUACUGGUGGAGAUAUUGUAUACGAUUAGAAAAUUUAGGUGAACAAAGCGUUCAACUUAGAGAAAGACAUUGGAGAAUAUUUAGUUUAUCUGGAACAUUAGAAACUGUACGUGGAAGAGGAGUAGUGGGCCAAGAACCUCUGCUCUCGAAAAAAUCACCAGCAUUUCAAUACAGUAGUCAUGUUAGCUUACAAGCUCCUAGUGGACACAUGUGGGGAACAUUUCGAAUGGAACGUGAAGAUGGACAUUUAUUUGAUUGUCGAAUACCUCCAUUUUCUCUAGAGAGCAAACCAGAUGAUAAGUUUCUAGACCGUUAAAUGUUGGGUGAUCCAUUCUUAAGCCACUGGUGACUAUUUCAUCUUCCCUGUGUGGACAAUCGUCCUGAAGAUCACAUACCUAUUGCUGAACUAUGUGUAAUAGUUAUUCAAACAUUGAAGAAAUAAAUAAAUUGCAUAAAUAUUUGUAAAAACAA